Molecule: messenger RNA, 3416 nt
Organism: Brassica napus (rape)
Lineage: Eukaryota; Viridiplantae; Streptophyta; Magnoliopsida; Brassicales; Brassicaceae
Product: trihelix transcription factor DF1-like
Exons: 5
Coding region: 319-1989 (556 amino acids)
Source: RefSeq, a predicted model, not a curated record
UUUUAGAAUGGCACCUUGAGGUUGACAAGCAGAUCCAUCACCAGAAGAAAAUAAAAUAAAAUUUACUUAAAGUAUUUAAAACUUUUUUUUGCUAGCUAAUAUUUACAAACUCUUCAACUCCAUAAAACCCUCCAACUAGAGAUUUCACUCCUCUUCCUCAUGUAAACUCUCUCUUUCUCUCUUAUUUUUUCUCUCUUUCUUCUAUGAAUUUUUAUUUUCCCUUUUUUAUUUUAAAAUUUUAAUUUCUGUAACUUCUCCGUCAAAGAGAGGGUGAAGAUAAAUAAAAAAAUCUAGGGGAACAAGUCAAAACCCUUAACGAUGAUGCAGCAGGGUGAUAGUACAACCACAUCCGCCGCAACAGAAGCGGUGCCGCUACAACAUAAUGAGUCAGCCGCUACAGAAGCUGCGGCAGCAACAUCAGCAGCGGUUGGAGCUUUUGAGGUGUCGGAGGAGAUGAGUGACCGUGGUUUUGGAGGAAACAGGUGGCCGCGGCAGGAAACGCUUGCGUUACUGAAAAUACGAUCUGACAUGGGAAUAGCGUUUCGAGACGCAACCGUUAAAGGACCCUUAUGGGAAGAGGUUUCCAGGAAAAUGGGGGAGCUUGGUUACAUAAGAAACGCAAAGAAAUGUAAAGAGAAAUUUGAAAACGUUUACAAAUACCACAAAAGAACCAAAGAAGGCCGUACCGAAAAAUCCGAAGGCAAAACUUAUCGCUUCUUCGAUCAGUUAGAAGCUCUCGAGACUCACUCAACCUCGUCUUCACACCACCAUCAACCGCAAUCGCAACCUCACAAUAACAGCUCCAUGUUCUCCACUCCUCCUCCGGUAACAACUGUUAUACCGCCGACAACAAACAUCACUCCUUCGUUUCCAAACAUCUCUGGAGACUUUCUGUCGGAUAACUCAACAUCGUCUUCUUAUUCGACUUCUUCUGACGUUGAGGUUGGCGACACGAAGACAACAACCACGAGGAGGAAGAAGAGGAAGAGGAAAUGGAAGGAGUUUUUCGAGCGGUUAAUGAAACAGGUUGUUGGUAAGCAAGAGGAGCUUCAACGCAAGUUCUUGGAAACUGUUGAAAAGCGUGAGCACGAGAGGAUGGUUAGAGAAGAAUCUUGGAGAGUUCAAGAAAUUGCUCGAAUAAACCGCGAGCACGAGAUUUUAGCUCAAGAACGCUCCAUGUCCGCGGCUAAAGACGCUGCGGUCACGGCGUUUCUUCAGAAGUUUUCAGAAAAACCGAACCCUCAAUGCCAAUCAAUCGCACAACCGCAAAUGGAGGUUAUCCACAACAACCAGCAGGCGACACAGCAGCAAACGCCACCUCCUCGCCCUCCUCAGCCGUUAUCGGCCUUAGACACUAUGAAAACGGACAAUGGUGAUCAGAACAUGACUCCAGUGUCGGCAGGAGCCUUGAGCUCUUCGCGGUGGCCAAAAGUGGAGAUAGAGGCAUUGAUAAAGCUGAGGACGAAUCUUGAUUCAAAAUAUGAAGAGAACGGACCUAAAGGACCGUUAUGGGAAGAUAUAUCUGCAGGGAUGAGAAGGUUAGGAUUCAACAGGAACUCAAAGAGAUGCAAAGAAAAAUGGGAAAACAUCAAUAAAUACUACAAGAAAGUCAAGGAGAGCAACAAGAAACGCCCUGAAGAUUCCAAGACUUGUCCUUACUUUCACCAGCUUGAUGCUUUAUAUAGAGAGAGGAACAAAUUCCACACCAACAACAACGUAGCAUCUUCUUCUUCAACAUCCGGUUUAGUCAAACCGGAUAAUUCUGUUCCUUUGAUGGUCCAACCGGAGCAACAAUGGCCUCCAGUUACGGCAACUACGGUUGGUGCAACGGUUAAACCCGAUCAACAUCCUCCACAGCCGUUGGAUCAGAACUUUGAUGAUGAAGAAGGUACAGACCAAGAAGAAUAUGAUGAUGAGGAAGACGAUGAAGAGAAUCAAGAAGAGGAAGGAGGUGAGUUUGAGCUUGUACCGAGCAAUAACAAAGACUAGUAAUCUUUGUAAGUUUUGAUACAGAAGAAGAGAAUUUAAAUAUUGGAAGGGGGUGUUUUUUAUCUUUGGUUUUUAUAUACUGAGGAAAAAUUAAUAUUUUGAAAAUAUUAAAUAAAUGUGAUAUUAAUUGUUUUGGGGAUAAUAAAUAAAUUAAAAGUGUUAAUCGAUAGGGACAAUGUGUGGGUUUUUAAGCAAGUGAUAAAAACUGUAACUAGUAGUGUUAGACUAUGUCCAACGGUGGAUUUCACCCGGUCCAUAAGAGAAAUCCUUAAGCAUAAUUGUAAUUAAAUACUAUUAUUAGCGUUAAAUCGACGAAGGAUUGGUCCGUCGCAGCGGACUUAAGGAUUCAAUCCUUAGCCACGUGUCACGUGGUGAGUGGGUGGAAUUUGUCUUUGGUUUGUGUAGGGUCGAAAAAAAAAAACAUUCUCGAGCCAAACCGAAAAAAAAAACUCCUCCUCGACAUAAGGCGAUUUCGAGACGAUUCUGCUCGAUCUCUCUUCCUCGGCUCGUGUAAGAUAAACGAUCAUGGGACGAUACAGUUACAGCCAGCCUUCUUCAUCCUCACACUCUCCAGACUUAACCUCCCUCCUUGAAGCCGAAUGUGAGAUGUACGCGGCUGAAGCUGAGAUUACUCGGUGGAAUGCAGAAGCCAGUGACUGGGAACCAUCAGCAGAGGGUGAUGAUGGCAUCCCAAGGACAUGCUACUGUGGUUCAGAGCCAGUUCACGGAUACUCCCAAACGCCAAAAGAUCCAUACCGACGUUACAUAACGUGCCCCAAUGCCGAUGAUAGAGACUGCCACGUCUGGAAAUGGUGGGACGUGGCGGUGGAGGAGGAGCUGAGAGAAUUUCAGAGGGAGCUUAAUGCGGUUAAGGGUGAAGCGAAUCAACGUGAGCAGAAGUUACUCCGUCUUGAGAAGCAAGUUUCCGAGUUCACAAAGAAGAAAUCAGGAGCUAAGCUAAUGGUCUUCAGCUUAGUGUUAGGGUUGGUGUUGCUUAUUGUGCUAGGAAUACUUGGAAAGGAUUCAAAGGAUUGGGGCGUACGUGCUUUGUUUCUUUAACGAGGUUCGCAUGUGGGAAGGCGUCACGGGUCUUUAUCUGAUGGAGUAGGAAUCACGGGUGAUGGAGUAGGAUUCACGGGUGAUGGAGGAGGAAUCACGGGUGUAGUUGUAUGAGUCACGGGUCACUCUCUCUAGCAUAUGUAUUAUAAGUAGUAGUUGUAGUCUUUGUAGUGUAGUAUAAACUUGUUUCCUCUUGAGAGUCAAGUUCAUGUUUUCAGAGAGUUUCUAAAGUACUCUCAUUGUUUUCCUCGGAUCAUAUGUAACAUUUCCUCGGAUCAUAUGUAAGCUUCUCUUUGUAUCAAAACUUAUGUAACAUUAUCUUCUUCUUUGUAUCAAAACUUAUGUAACAUUAUCUUCUUCUUUGCUUA